Molecule: messenger RNA, 2310 nt
Organism: Xiphophorus maculatus (southern platyfish)
Lineage: Eukaryota; Metazoa; Chordata; Actinopteri; Cyprinodontiformes; Poeciliidae
Gene: nr1h4
Product: nuclear receptor subfamily 1 group H member 4
Exons: 11
Coding region: 307-1764 (485 amino acids)
Biological process (GO): negative regulation of inflammatory response; positive regulation of transcription by RNA polymerase II; bile acid signaling pathway
Molecular function (GO): bile acid binding; zinc ion binding; nuclear receptor activity
Source: RefSeq, a predicted model, not a curated record
CCACCACCCAUUUCUCUCUCUCUGACCUCAACUGGUCGCACAUCCUCUCACUGGAGUCGGACACAAACAACUUAACGUUUGAAUAUUGAUGGAGCUGUAGCGCACGUGAAGACGGAAGGAAAGUUUUCCACAUCAGUUGGGCAGGAGAAGGCUUUGUAGUGACCUGACCUUCAUCCUCGUUCCUCCUGUUCAGAGCUACUAAACAUCUCAUCCCUAAACAUCUCACCUGGACCCGUCAGGAGCAAACUGAGACAUAUUGCAACCCCUGUCUGGGAUUUUGAAGUCGACCACAGAAAUCCUUCCUGAAUGAAUGAGUGGGAGGGCCCCGAGAUCAAUGUGGUGGGACCGCUGCAAAUCCCAUCCAGCGAUGAGUUCUCCAUCUCUGAGAGCGCCCACUUCUUCGACAUACUGGCAGAUCAAGGCAGUCCUCUUCUGCAGGACCCUGACAUCCUACCAUUCACCACUUACCCCAGUAUGCAGUAUCCAUCCCUGGAGCCAAACAUGUCUGCCACUCCAUACUACUCCUCUCAGAACUAUUACCCUCCAUUCAGUGGAGACGAAUGGUACUCACACAUGGGCUUAUACGAACUGAGGAAAGGACCCCUGGAGGGCAGCUAUGGGACUGAAAUGGACGAGGCCUCUUCUGUUGUGCCGGCUGUUUGCAAGAGGAACCGGCACCUGAAUCAACCUGGAAGGAUCAAGGGGGAGGAACUGUGUGUGGUCUGCGGAGACAAGGCCUCUGGAUACCACUACAACGCUCUCACCUGUGAAGGAUGUAAAGGCUUCUUCAGACGAAGCAUAACAAAGAACGCCGUGUACAAAUGCAAGAGUGGCGGCAACUGUGAGAUGGACAUGUACAUGCGCAGGAAAUGCCAGGAGUGCAGGCUGAGAAAAUGCAAGGAGAUGGGCAUGCUGGCAGAGUGUCUGCUGACAGAGAUCCAGUGUAAAUCCAAAAGGCUUCGCAAGAACACCAAGACCUCCCCGGGGCGGUCCACAGGAGACGAGACAGAGGGGGUGGACAGUGCGGACAACAAGCAGGUCACCUCAACCACCAAGCUGUCAAAGGAAAAGGUGGCAAUUACUAAAGAGCAAGAUGCACUCUUGAAGCUCAUAGUGGAAGCUUACAACAAACAUCAAAUCCCCCAGGACGUUACCAAAAAGCUGCUACAAGAACAGUACAGCACAGAGGAAAACUUUCUCCUCUUGACCGAAAUCGCAACAAGUCAAGUUCAGGUUUUGGUGGAGUUUACAAAGAAUAUUCCAGGAUUUCUGUCUCUGGAUCAUGAAGAUCAGAUCGCUCUGCUGAAGGGUUCAGCUGUGGAGGCCAUGUUUCUGCGUUCAGCUCAAGUUUUCAGCAGGAAGAUGCCAAAAGGACACACUGUGGUUUUAGAAGAGAGGAUACGGAAAAGUGGUAUAUCAGAAGAAUUCAUCACGCCCUUGUUUAAUUUUUACAAAAGUGUUGGUGAGCUGCACAUGGUGCUGGAGGAACAGGCUCUCCUCACUGCAAUAACCAUCCUGACACCAGACCGGCCUUAUGUGAAGGACCAGCAGGCCGUGGAGCGGCUGCAGGAGCCAAUGGUGGAGCUGCUGAAGAAGCUGUGUGUUUUGCAGCAUCCGCAGGAGCCGCAGUACUUUGCUCGCCUCCUGGGCCGCCUGACGGAGCUGAGGACGCUCAACCACUAUCAUGCAGAGAUGCUCACAUCAUGGAGAGUGAACGACCACAAAUUCACCCCGCUGCUCUGCGAGAUCUGGGAUGUGCAGUGAGGCACGGUGAGCAGUGAAGGAGCAGUGAAGAGAUGGACAUUCCAGCUAAAAGGCUCCAGGAGUGGAACCAAGUUCAUAAUGGUAGACAAACAACCAGUCUGCUUUGGUUCUGCCUGACUUUAUAAAUAGGUAAUAUUAGUGUAUUAUAGCAGCUUUUUCCAUGUUCAAGUUUUAUCAUCAAUACUUGGCUUAAAAAGCUGAAAUUUAAAAUGGAUGAGUCAAAGAAGUACAAACACUGGAAUUUUGUACAAAGCCAAGAAGGUGGUUGUAAGAGAUUUAAAUUAAUAUUUUACGAUGGCCUUGUUUUUAUUUUACGCACAGAAAUGUAUGUUUUAUGUACUUGCUUUGAUAAUUGACAUUUCCAGGGAAGCAUUUUCAUACAACAGAGAAUGCAUUAAUUACAGCAAAUAUAGAAAAAUGUACCACAUUUCUUCUAGUAAGUGUGGAACUUUCUAAAUGUUAUUGGGUGGCUGGAAAAAAUGUUUUCAAAUAUUCAAAUGCCAAAUUAUUUAUUUCUUUUAUGAAAUAAAUUCUUUAUUUAAUCUC